Orbicella faveolata is the source of this 5936-nucleotide messenger RNA. RefSeq lists its product as uncharacterized. The record is from RefSeq and is a predicted model, not a curated record. Lineage: Eukaryota; Metazoa; Cnidaria; Anthozoa; Scleractinia; Merulinidae.
CAAGGAGUAACCGGCGAAAGGUCUUGAUCCUGUUGACAGACGGGAAGUCAUACGACCGAGUUCGAAAGCCAGCUGCAGUGUUACGCAAUAUGGGUGUGCAGGUUUUCGCCGUGGGUGUUGGCAAACGAAUAAGCAUGAAACAACUCAUUCAGAUUGCAAGCAAUCGACGGCAUAUUUUCACAGCGGACUUCAGAAACCUGGGUUCGUUCGUGAGAGCGAUUAAGCAAAAGGCUUGCAAAGGUAUUACCAAAAGACCAACAAAACCACACGCCAUGUCAGCUGUCGCUAUCUUCCCCUUCAGUAAAGCUUCCAGAGGAAGGGAACUUCGCAACAGGAGUCCGCCGGCACGUUACUCGAACGUCGUGUAUACCCCGGGUCCUGACGGUCUACCAUACGGUUCAUACUACUUCCGUGGACGACCAAGCAGCUACGUUGAGAUCCCUAACCGGGGGACACUGGAUGUGCGGAGCUGCGUGACAAUCUUAGCUUGGAUCUAUCACCAAGGACACGCUGGACCCAUCGUGAACUACAAACGCAACGGCUGGGGAGUCCACUUCUGGAUGGUCAACCCGAAGACACUGUUUGUGCGCUACACGCAGCGUAUUGGACGCCGUUUCACCCACGCUUUGGCGUACCGAGGCGUCAAACCGCAUACAUGGCAGUUCGUGGGAACAUCAUACAAUAAAAACACUGGUGUUGCCAAACUUUAUAUUAACGGCAAGAUGGUGGCGCGCCGCAAGAUUGGAAAGAUUUCAUUGGCUACAAAUUACGAGAUUAGAGUUGGAGCACGCCAGGGUGACCGUCGCUACUUCCGUGGACGAAUUGCCUGCUUGCAGUUUUACAGCGCUGCUUUGACCACCAACAUGAUCCGUCGACGAAUGAAGGCUUGCUUCAGAAGAGGUCCGAUGCCUGUUCCUAUUCCGAGGCCGGGACCUGGUGGAAGAGUUUGCAAAACACGACUCGACCUUGGUUUCAUCAUCGAUGGCUCAGGAAGCGUUGGUCUGUCCAACUUCAAACGCUGCCUUCAAUUCAUUAGGAACAUGGUUCGUACCUUUGUCAUCUCGCGUCGCUUCACGCGAGUCGGUGCCGUCCUUUAUAACACGAGAGCCUUCAAAGUAUUUGGUUUCAAUCGGUACGGUAACAAGAACCAAGUCCUGCGCGCAGUAAGGCGUAUAAGCUAUCCUAAAGGAGGCACCAUGACGGGACGGGCCAUCAAUUAUGCGUACCGCUAUCUCUUCCGUCGAAGUAGAAGACGAAAGGUGUGUAUUAUCAUGACAGACGGACGAUCGUACGACAGUGUGGUGGGUCCUGCACGAAGCAUGCGCAAGGCAGGAGUGGAAAUCAUUACGCUUGGCUUGGGAUUGCGGUACAAUAUAAGGCAGUUGAGGCAGAUGGCUUCCAAUCGUCGACUGGUGUUCACAGCACGAUUUAGAAAUCUGAAUUCUGUUGUCAGGGUUAUUAAAAGGAAAGCAUGUGGUGCGACAGGUGUUAAACCAAAGCCUCGCCCUAGUCCCAAGCCUCCACGUCCUGGUCAAGCUACAUACUUCUGGGAAGGCUGUUACAAUGACAAAAGAAGACGAGCCAUAAGGUACAGACUUGGAAACUUCCACAGACGAAAAGACCCAGUGAGCGCAUGCGCUGCAGCAGCCUUGAGACGUCGUUUCAAAGUAUUUGCAGUAGAGAAUGGUGGAGAAUGUUACUCUGGCCGCUCGGCUCAUCGAACAUACAACCGUUACGGACCCACCAAUCGUUGCAGGCGAGGCAGAGGAGGCCCGUGGGCAAUGGACGUGUACAAGUUUGGACAACCUCGUGGUUGGACCAAUGUUUACAUCCGAAGUAUCGGCUGCUUCAAAGACAAGCCUAGACGUGCUGCCGGUAGCAUGGUCGCCAACUUACGGGGAUUGAAGUUUGCCGUCCGAGAUUGCGCGCGACAGGCCCGAAAACGAGGCUACAGGCUAUUUGCGGUGCAAAAUGGUGGCGAGUGCUUUAUGGGUCCCAGAGCUAAAAUUACGUACAAGAAAUAUGGUCCUUCCAAGCGGUGCCGAGGAGGCAAAGGCGGUCCCUGGGCGAAUAAUGUCUAUAUUAUAGUUGUGAAAGGUCGAGUGAGACCCAAGCCAAAGCCUGUGAGGCCAGUUAGACCAGUUAGGCCUAGAGUGAAAACUCGAGCUGUGGCUAUUUUCCCGCUUAAUGGAGGCACAAAGGGAAAAGAUAUAAGUUCCAACAGAAACGUACGCGGAGUACUCAGUUACGUCCGCCCCGCGCCUGGACCAGACGGAACACGUGACGGCUCGUACCAGUUCUACGGAAGAAGCAACAGCUACAUUCUCUUCCCCAACCGAGGUGGCCUAGAUACCAAACGUUCUAUCACUCUCCUAGCGUGGAUCUUCCACCAAGGACGUGCAGGACCCAUCUUCAACUACAUGCCAAACGGCUGGGGCGUGCACUUUUGGAUGAUUACUCCGACAACGCUGUUUGUGCGGUUUACGCGUCGAAGAGGACGGCGUUUCACAACCGCGGUCGUAAGCAGGAGUAUCACACCUGGACGAUGGCAGUUUGUUGGUGCAAGUUACAAUGGACGAACAGGCCAAGCGAAGCUCUUUGUCAAUAGAAGAUUCACAGCGAGGAAAUACAUCGGGAGAAUACGGUUGGCGACUAACUACCCGGUGAGAAUGGGAGCUCGUAUCGGUGACGGGAGAUAUUUCCGAGGACGAAUCUCGUGUAUGCAGGUGUACAAUGGUGCUCUUUCCCUGCGACAAAUCAUAUCCAAGAAACGAAGAUGUUUUAGAAGAGUUCCAGUUAGACCAAGACCAAGACCCAGGCCUGCUGGCCGAGUUUGCACGAAGCGUCUUGACCUUGUGUUCCUGAUUGACGGAUCAGGAAGUAUCGAAGCAGCCGGUCGCGGUAACUUCCGACGUUGUAUUGAAUUUGUCAAGACCAUGGUGUCUUCAUUCAGUGUGUCACCACAGCGCACGCGUGUGGGUGUGGCAUUGUUCUCUUCCCGCACCUGGUUGAUACUGGACUUUCACCAAAGCAGAAGCAAGGCUACCGUGCUCCGGCGCAUUGAUAGCAUGAGAUACCCACGCGGAGGUACCAAGAUUGGAAGAGCCUUGAACUUCGUGCGACAUCGAUUGUUUAGACGAAGCAGGAGAGCGCUCAAGGCUCUAGUAGUCAUGACGGAUGGCAUCUCGCAAGACCGUGUGCGGAGACCUGCACUAGCUUUGAGAGGCCAGGGAGUGUGGGUAUUUACUUUGGGGAUCGGUCGGCGAUAUCGAAGACGCCAGCUUCAGCAAAUAGCUACAAAUGGACGAUUCGUGUUCACUGCAAACUUUAGAAGUCUGAAUAGGGUCGCUCGACGCAUCUCAAGCAAAAUAUGUCGAUUGAGACCCAAAAGAAGACCUGUGCGACCAGUUAGACCAUACAGGCCUAGAGUUAAAACUCGAGCUGUAGCCAUUUUCCCGCUGAAUGGACGCACGGCGGGUAGAGAUAUAAGUUCCAGUAGAAGCGCGCGCGGAAUACUUAGUUACGUCCGUGCCGCACCUGGGCCAGAUGGANGACGAUGGCAGUUUGUUGGUGCAAGUUACAACGGACGAACAGGCCAAGCGAAGCUCUUUGUCAAUAGAAGGUUUACAGCGAGGAAAUACAUCGGGAGAAUACAGUUGGCGACUAACUACCCGGUAAGAAUGGGUGCUCGUAUUGGUGACGGGAGAUAUUUCCGGGGACGAAUCUCGUGUGUGCAGGUGUACAAUGGUGCCCUUUCCCUGCGACAAAUCAUUUCCAAGAAACGAAGAUGCUUUAGGAGAGUUCCAGUUAGACCAAGACCAGGACCCAGGCCCACUGGCCGAGUGUGCAAUAGACGUCUCGACCUCGCGUUCUUAGUUGACGGAUCCGGGAGUAUCGAAACAGCCGGUCGUGGUAACUUCAAGCGUUGUAUUGAAUUUGUCAAGACCAUGGUGUCUUCAUUCAGUGUCUCACCACAGCGCACGCGUGUGGGCGUGGUAUUGUUCGCUUCCCGCGCGUGGCUGAUUCUAGACUUUUACCGAAGCAGGAACAAAGCAGGCGUGCUCAAUACCAUUGCUAGGAUGAGAUACCCACGCGGAGGUACCAGGAUUGGAAAAGCUUUAAAAUUUGUCCUACAUCGAUUGUUUAGAAGAAAUAGGAGAGUACUGAAGGCUCUAGUAGUCAUGACGGAUGGCAUCUCGCAAGACCGUGUGCGGAGACCUGCACUAGCUUUGAGAAGCCGCGGAGUGUGGGUGUAUGCUUUGGGGAUCGGUCGGCGAUAUCGAAGACGCCAACUGGAGCAAAUAGCUACAAAUGGACGAUACGUAUUCACUGCCAACUUUAGAAGUCUGAAUAGAGUCGCUCGACGCAUCUCGAGCAAAAUAUGCCGAAGUCACCCGCUCCGUCCCAGGCCAUUCCGUCCAGGAGCUCACAUAAGACCAAGUGGCAAAGUGUGCCGCAAACGUCUCGACUUGGCCUUGUUGAUCGACGGCUCUGGCAGUAUCAAUGCUUACGGCCGAGGGAACUUCGGGCGCUGUCUCGACUUCGUCAAACGAUUGGUGGCUUCAUUCAGUAUCUCCCCCACACAGACUCGUGUUGGUAUCGUUCUGUUUUCAACUCGCGCAUGGCUCAUCGCUAACUUCAGGGGACACAGAAACAAGCAAAGCUUGUUACGUGCGAUUAGUCGCAUUAGAUAUCCCAGAGGUGGCACGAAAAUUGGACGAGCGCUGAGAUUUGCCAGAUAUCGGUUGUUUAGAAGAAGGACUAAUCGGCGUAAGGUACUGCUUGUCAUGACUGAUGGUAUUUCACAAGACUCGGUCCUGAAAUCGUCACGUGCUCUCCGAAAUGCGGGCGUGCGUAUUUUGGCGCUCGGAAUCGGCAGAAAAUUCAGACGAGCUCAACUUAACCAGAUCACGGCAAACCCAAGAUACGUGUUCAACAGUGGCUUCCGAAACCUUCACCGUGUAGUGAGGUCAAUCAAACGGACGGUGUGCAAAGGUCGCCCGAUACGUCCCAGACCAAUACGGCCAAGACUUCCAGUGCGACCUAGUGGCAAAGUCUGCCGCAAACGUCUCGAUUUGGCCUUCUUGAUUGACGGCUCUGGCAGUAUCAAUGCUUACGGCCGAGGGAACUUCCGGCGCUGUCUCAACUUCGUCAAACGAUUGGUGGCUUCGUUCAGUAUCUCCCCCACACAAACUCGUGUUGGUAUCGUUCUAUUUUCAACUCGUGCAUGGCUCAUCGCUAACUUCAGGAGAUACAGAAACAAGCAAAGCUUGUUACGUGCUAUUAGUCGCAUUAGAUAUCCCCGAGGUGGUACGAAAAUUGGACGAGCGAUGAGAUUUGUCAAAUAUCAGUUGUUUACAAGGAGAACCAAUCGGCGAAAGGUACUGCUCGUCAUGACAGAUGGUAUUUCACAAGACUCGCUCGGGAGAUCCUCACGUGACCUCCGAAAUGCGGGCGUGCGUAUUUUGGCGCUUGGAAUCGGCAGAAAAUUCAGACUAGCUCAGCUUAACCAAAUGGCAGCAAACCCAAGAUACGUGUUCAAGGCCGGCUUUAGAGGCCUUCAUCGUGUGGUGAGGUCAAUCAAAAGAACGGCUUGUGGAGGUAUCUAUCUUAAAUUAAACAAUGAAAACAGAGAUAAAGUACUUACAAGAGAAGAUGAAGGGUAGCAGAAGUAAUCCCCCAUGUAGACCUUAUUCUUAAGGUGAUCCCGCUCAAGUUAUUUUUAGAUAUGGCAUCCAGUCCUCACGCGGAUAAUGUGACUGCGCGGGUUGCGUGGAUGUUUUCUUGUAGGAUAAAAAUGUGUAUGAAGCUGCUUGGGCUAGCCACGUAGAUAAAAUUCGUGUCAGAGGAUUGGCUAUUUCUAGACCCUCCUGGAAUUUAUAAAGCCGCAGAUGAUGUAAAAACAAUUUGAGCGGUAAGCAAGGCGACGAAGGAUG